AUGCCUCCCCUUGGCUUCCUACGUCAUGUGAUUGCUGCAAGUUUAACAGAAUAUUUCAGACAAACUACUGUGACCGAGUUCCUUCUGAUGGGAUUUUCUGAAGACCAUAAUGUGCAAAUUGUGCAUUUUGUGGUGUUUCUUUCCAUUUACUUGAUCGCCUUAAUGGGGAAUUUUCUCAUCAUCACUGCUGUGGCCCUGAAUUACCACCUUCACACUCCUAUGUACAUUUUUUUGGUGAACUUAUCUUUGAUUGAUAUUUGCUACAUCUCCACCAUUGUCCCCAAAACCAUGGCGAUUUCCUUAACAAGCAACAAACUGAUUUCUUUUUCUGGAUGUGUUGCUCAGGUUUUCUUGGUUUUGACAUUUGCUGGUGCUGAGCUCGCCCUCCUCACUGUCAUGGCUUAUGACCGCUAUGUAGCAAUCUGUCAUCCUCUGCAGUACAAGGUAAUGAUUAGUUCCGAGGCCUGUAUCCAGAUGGCGGCUGCUUCCUGGGUAAGCAGUGUGAUUCAUGCAGUCCUUGAAACUACUAUCACAUUUAGACUAAGCUUUUGUCGGUCCAACGUUAUUGGACAGUUUUUCUGUGAUAUUUCUCAGUUGCAAAAGAUUUCAUGCUCUGAUACACAGUUUAGCCAUGGUUUUACCUUUUCAGUUGGACUUCUUGCAGGCUCAUUUUGUUUUGUGUUCAUUUUUAUUUCCUAUGGCUACAUCUUUUCAGCUGUGCUUAAAAUCCCAGCAGAUCAAGGCAGAUAUAAAGUCUUCUCUACUUGCACUCCGCACUUGACUGUCUUUUCUUUUUUUAUCAUCACAGCUAUGUUUGUAUAUUUGAGGCCUAAUGGACCUUCCUCUCCAACUGUAGACUUACUGUCUGCUAUUUUGUACACAGUUUUGCCACCAGUACUCAAUCCCAUCAUUUAUAGUCUCAGGAAUAAGGAUAUUCAAGAGGCUGUGCGGAAGAUAACAAAGAAAUGUAAAUUGCAUAGCAUGAUUCCUUAG
Molecule: messenger RNA, 993 nt
Organism: Rhineura floridana
Lineage: Eukaryota; Metazoa; Chordata; Lepidosauria; Squamata; Rhineuridae
Product: olfactory receptor 14A16-like
Exons: 2
Coding region: 1-993 (330 amino acids)
Biological process (GO): G protein-coupled receptor signaling pathway
Cellular component (GO): membrane
Molecular function (GO): odorant binding; olfactory receptor activity; G protein-coupled receptor activity
Source: RefSeq, a predicted model, not a curated record